Messenger RNA from Macrosiphum euphorbiae (potato aphid), 2298 nucleotides. NCBI's taxonomy places the organism in Eukaryota, Metazoa, Arthropoda, Insecta, Hemiptera, Aphididae. The record is from the annotation of a GenBank genome assembly.
AUGGUUCUUAUUGGAUUGUGCGAUCUCCUUUGCUGCAGGGUUUGGGACCAGUGCAACGUGAUUCAAGACUAUUUGACUGUGUACGACGGAUCGUUGGCCACGGACCCAGUACUGGUGAGACUGUGCGGCGGUGACGCGGUACCGGAUAUCGUCAGUUCCGGGCCCAAUAUGCUGUUGGAAUUCCACACUUCCGCGUUCGACAACCCGUUCCAUCCGGUGCCGCUCAGCUACUUGCCAGGAUUUGAAUUGGACGUGGAGAUACUGUUUGUAGACAACAAAUCUCCCAGCUAUGCCAAGAACACCAGCCAGUGUGAGUUCUUCAUCAAACCGUUCAACAACACCAACUGGGGCCUGUUGGACAGCCCCAGGCACUCGUUGCCACCAAACACGUCUUGCAAAUACCACUUUCAGGGUUCCAGUCAUCAGACGGUCUGGCUGUCUUUCAUCAAGUACCAUGCCGCCAGCACUGAUCCAAACGCCUAUCACCUGAGCAACGAAUGUAACGCCAGACUCCGCAUUUGGGACAAAGUUGUAUCGACAAAAACCAAAAAGUCCGAGCCGGUACUCAUGGGCGAGUUCUGCAAGGAACAAGACCUACCGCGGCUCUGCGACCACGCGUUACUUGGCAACGACACCAGGCACGUGCGGCCGUGCGCGGCCGCGGAGUCGUACACGUCAUCGGCCGACGAGCUGACGGUGGAGAUCUACCUGAAGCAGGGCUCGGUACUGUUCCCGCUCCAGUUCCUGUUGCGGUACGAGUUCGUGGACCAGUCGGCGGAGCGGCGGCAGGGGCCCGGGGACGUGGGCCCGGCGGCGUGCAGCCGGACGUUCGCCUCCGGUUCCGGGUACUUCGGGUCGCCGAAGAACGUGUUCUUCUACGGGCGGGGCGGCCGCCGGAACCUGACGUGCGUGUUCCGGUUCGUGCCCGGGUCGCCGGAAGAACGGGUCCGGGUGACCGUGUCCCGGAUUCACUCGGCCAGCACGGCGUGCGCGACGGAGACGGACGCCCGGACGGACCGGUCGCGGUGCGUGUACGGAGGCGGCAGCGGUGCGGACGCGGGCUCGGACGGCGUCGGCGGGUCCAGGGACGACGGGACUCAGGCCCGGGUUACGAUCACGCACUACCCGUGGCCGGACAUCGAGCUUCCGGUGGGGUGCGCGUGCUCGGGGCUACGUGAGCCGUUCACGUUCGAAUCGUAUCCCGGCGCGGCCGUCCGCGUCGAGUUCGCCGUCCGCGACAUGAACGUGACGCAGGACCACCGGGACUUUGGGUUCUCGGCCGAGUACGCGUUCGUCAAGGCGUCGCUUGCCGACAGGAACGCAUGCCGAGAAGCCCGCGAGCACCGGCACCUCCGCGGCCCGGGCGGCUUCAUCGACCUGAUCGGCGUGCCGUCGGCGGGCGGCCGGCGUCGGCCAGCGGGCGCUUGCGCUGACUUCCCGUGGCUCAUCGGUCCGGCCACGGCCGACAGCAGCAUGUUGCGCACCGGCGGCUUCGUGUACAUGAAGUUGCGCGGCUACGAGAUCCAGCGGUGGCGCACCAACUCGUUCAUGUGCCCGACAAGGAACCGGGUGGUGGUGUACACAGGGGCGGGUGACGGGCCCAAAACCGCCCGGGUCAUUUGCCCGUACGACACGGGGGCCAGCUACAACGCGCUCCGAGGCUCGUACGAGGCGUUCUCGCCCGGCUGGGCCGAACCGCUGACCGGCGCCCAACAGCUGCAGCCCAACUCGAAGACGGUGGCCGUCGAGUUCCUGAACCGCGAGUACGGCGCGUACGCCGUCACUUGGAUGGAGGUGUCCAAGAUGCCGCGCAUCAUGCCGUCCACCAACGUGUACGCCAUGUCGUCGAACGUCCACCCAGAAUGCGCUUACAGGUGCCCGGAACUGAACGCGUGCAUCAGCUCGCAGUUCUGGUGCGACGGUGAGACGCACUGCCCGAUGGGCUUCGACGAGGACCCGGCCAACUGCGCGAGUCGGAACGGCAUGAACCUGAUGUACGUGGGCGUACUGGGUGGCACGGCGGUGGUGCUGUUCACGGUCACCGUCGUGGCGGCGGUGGUGUGCCUGCGUUGCAAGGCCAACAGGUCGCGGCGAGCCGAGGACGGCCGGCGGCGGGCGUCCCAAAAGGGAUCGGCCGCCGUUGACCCGAUGAUGUGCUCGGUCGACCGGACGCACUACGACAAGCGGUUCCUGGAACAAAACGGCGGCGGCGGCGUCGUCGGCAACUCGCUGGGCAAGCGGUACCCGUCGUCUUCGGACGACCUGUACCUGGAGUGCAAGCAGGACAGCAUGUGUUGA